AUGAUAGAAAGUGCUGCUAGCGUUCCGCCACGGCGGGAUUUCCGUUACGCAGGGAUGGACAAUUAUAUCUUUCACGUGCAAUAUACGCCACAUGACGACAAAAAUCUGCUCACAUACGUUAUAUUCUACUUUUUAAGUAGUUUGAGUACUAUCACCACUGAAGUGAAGUCACCCCAAAUCCUCCCUUUGAGCCGCGCUAAAUACGAGACUCUCAACCCGCGCCUCAGCCUCACAGCCCACGCGCCGGCUCGCCUACAUCAGAGGGGCGGUUCGCAGACAGACAAGUGCAGUGUGAACACGCAACUGAGUCAGGGCUGUUCUUUGCUGAUGUGGGAGGGCAUCUUGCUACACAUCAUUGCAAGGGCAUAUUUCAGUAAUCUGCUUGCAUUAGCUUGUGUCACUACCAAUGAUGCACCAAUCCUGCAAUGCACUUUUCAGGUCAAAUAUAACCAAGUCAGGUUCUGUGCCACUUUGUCUCUUCAACACAUAUGUGGUUCCACGACGGCGCAAUCCUUUAUCUUGAUAUAUAAUGCUAACAACCUCCACCCUACCACAACAACCUGCGCAACUGCAAACCGGGCUGUUACACAAACAGAAUUGGACUGCCUUGCGCGAAAUUAUAUGCCUGAAGUUCAAGAACUAUCGCUGAAUCUUAAGAAACCUUGCGCCAUCCUCUGUCCCAAUGUCGCACCCGAAGCCAGCCAGGACGAUUCCUUUCGCCAGCUCGUUGAUCUUGCUAAAGCCACCGAGAUAACAAUACUAUUUGACUGGAAAUGGCUUAAUCAGCACCAAAAAAAGUCGAUAUUGGAUAUCGUCUCCCGGCCGGAAACAUUCAGCGGCUUCCGCAUUGACGAGAAGAACCUCAGAGGACGCAGGCUUGACGACUGGUCAGUCUUCAGCCCCGCUGACGAUCAUGUGUCGAACGAACCUCCUCCAUACAUAAAGGCGAGCAAGCGUGCCCUGCAAAAGUCAAGCAGUCCAGAAGGGUCGCCACUGCCAAAACGGGUGUUUCGCACACCCGUAGGCUCGCCCACCGAGAAGGCCACCACAAUUUCGACUUCUAGUUUCAGUGUCGACGAAUCGCUGCACGCCUCUCAUUCCUCUUGCUCUGCAUCACCACAUAUUCGCUCUGUUUGUGCACCAACUCUGGGUCGUUCGCAUAUCCCAGAGCAGCGCUUCCAACCGUACGUACUACGACUCAGAAAAGUGAAUAGUUACGGUCACUCCGUAAUACGUCUUAGAAAGUCGAUUUUUCCUAGUAAUAUAGGACCUGAUUAG
This is a messenger RNA of Lindgomyces ingoldianus, 1278 nucleotides long. RefSeq lists its product as uncharacterized. The record is from RefSeq and is a predicted model, not a curated record. The transcript has 10 exons. Bases 1 to 1278 code for a protein of 425 amino acids. Lineage: Eukaryota; Fungi; Ascomycota; Dothideomycetes; Pleosporales; Lindgomycetaceae.